Molecule: messenger RNA, 4195 nt
Organism: Hemibagrus wyckioides
Lineage: Eukaryota; Metazoa; Chordata; Actinopteri; Siluriformes; Bagridae
Gene: myo1ha
Product: myosin IHa
Exons: 32
Coding region: 930-4040 (1036 amino acids)
Biological process (GO): actin filament organization; vesicle transport along actin filament
Cellular component (GO): actin cytoskeleton; cytoplasm; microvillus
Molecular function (GO): ATP binding; microfilament motor activity; actin filament binding
Source: RefSeq, a predicted model, not a curated record
GUUAAUUAUCAAAUCUAAUACAGUAAACCAUGGAUUCUUUGGCUUCUUAGUACUGAGAGGUCAGUGGUGUGGAGGACUGAGGUUCGCCAUGGCGACAGUCUUGUUAACCAUUCUUCUCAAAUCUACUGAAUAGGUGAGUGAUUGGGUGUCAUUGCAUUUCGCUAAUCAAAGAUCAGUAAGUAACCGGACCUGCGUUGUAGCUCACUGGCCACGGAGGAGAGGCUGCUCAGAGGGAGUGGAGGACUGGUAAACGAGUUUGGAUGGAUUGUGUUUCUGUAUCUUUGUUGCACCCAGUAGAUUAGGAGACACCCAGUUAAACACUGAACAAGAUCUGCUUGCCUGCAACCCCCAGUCCGACCAGGCCAUGAAUGAUUUAGCAUGCCGGCUCUGUAGCUCGAGCAGCUGAGUGCUGAGACAGGUGUUCACAUGUUCACACCAGCUCUGGAUGUCCUGGUGAUGCUAACAUGAUGAACAGAAGACUGAUGUUCCAGAAAAUGCACUAGCAGGGAUAUUGGAAGGUCUGAACUUUUAAUAUUGUACAAAAAUGUAGCAGAAGAGGUGAAACUGGGUGAGACUGGAAGAGACGUGCCUUAAAAUACCGGGCUUGGGGAAACUGUACAUGCUACUGGAACAGAUAAAUUUGAACUUCUCUGUGGAUCAUAAGAAGCAGGAAAGUUCUGAAUUCUAACACUUAAUGUUCGAUGGAUCACCGUGCGAUCACAGGCCAUUCUGGAGUAUCUAAGGCUCUACAGAGCACUGAUGGGUGGAUUCUGAUGUUCUGAAGUCCUGAAUGGAGUUUUGCUGGUCUUCUGUGGCCCUCGCUAGCAUGUAGACUACACACAGGCUAGCCUGUGUCUAAAUGUGGCAUCUCCAGUGGAGCUUUAGGGAAGAACAGGAACGAGUAGCCACUGGUCCAUACAGCAGCUGAGAUGCAGAAAGGAAAAGGUAAGGUGCGCCAGUUGGACCUGGAGCGGGCGCUUACUGCCAGAGACAGAGUCGGUGUCCAGGACAUGGUGCUGCUGGACGCUCACAACAGCGAGACAGCCUUUCUGGACAACCUGAAGAAACGUUUCUCUGAGGACCUGAUAUACACUUAUAUUGGAACCCUACUGAUCUCAGUCAACCCGUACAAAGAGUUAGACAUCUACAGCAAGAGGCACAUGGACCUGUACAUGGUGGUCAACUUUUAUGAGCUUCCACCACACAUCUACGCCCUGGCGGAUAACGCCUACCAGACCAUGCUAGCCGAGGCUAAUAACCACUUCAUUCUGAUCUCUGGAGAGAGCGGGGCAGGAAAAACCGAGGCCACUAAGAAGAUCCUGCAGUAUUACGCCGUUAGCUGCCCCAGCAGCUCCUUACUGAACUCCGUCAGGGACCAAAUGCUCAUGUCCAAUCCUAUCCUGGAGGCUUUUGGAAAUGCCAAAACACUGAAGAAUGACAACUCCAGUCGCUUCGGAAAGUACAUGGACAUUCAGUUUGACUGCCAGGGAGAUGCAGUUGGAGGUCACAUCCUCAGCUAUCUGCUGGAGAAGUCACGUGUGGUCCAUCAGAACCAUGGCGAGAGAAAUUUCCACAUCUUCUACCAGCUGCUGGAGGGAGGAGACGAUGACCUGCUGAGACAACUGGGCCUCGAGAGAGACACACAGCACUACAACUACCUGCUACAGGGUGAGUGUGCCAAGGUGAGCUCCAUCAACGACAGGAACGACUGGAAAUCAGUGAAAAACGCCCUCUCGGUCAUGCACUUUGAUCUCAGCGACAUUGAGCAUCUGUUUGGAACCAUUGCAAGUGUUCUGCACCUGGGGAACGUCCAGUUUGAUAGAGAUACCAAGGGCAAUGCUGUCCUCAACUCCAAUGCUGAAUUGCGCUGGGUAUCGAAGCUGAUUGGGGUCCAUGUGCAGGUUCUGACUGAGGCUCUGAGCUACAGGAAGAUUGAAGCUAGAUCAGAUGAGGUUCUGUGUCCUUUCACUGUCGAUCAUGCCAUCUACGCCAGAGACGCGCUGGCUAAAGCCAUUUAUGGACGCACCUUCACCUGGCUGGUCAACCGCAUCAACGAGUCACUCGAGAAUCAGGACUCGAACAGAAAAACAGUUAUUGGACUGCUGGACAUCUAUGGGUUUGAGGUCUUCUACGUCAACAGUUUUGAGCAGUUUUGUAUUAAUUAUUGCAAUGAGAAGCUCCAGCAGCUGUUUAUCCAGCUCACACUGAAGGCUGAGCAGGAGGAAUAUGAAGCUGAGGGCAUCGAGUGGGAACCAGUACAGUUCUUCAAUAACAAAAUCAUCUGUGACAUGGUGGAGGAGAAGCACAGAGGGAUCAUCUCAGUACUGGAUGAGGAGUGUGUGAUGCCAGGUGAUGCGACAGAUCUAACCUUUCUGGAAAAGAUGGAGAAGAAGAUGGGCAAUCAUCCUCACUUCAUCACGCAGAAGUUAGCUGAUAAGAAAACCCGCAGGAGUCUGGAGAGAGGCGACUUCCGUCUGCUUCAUUAUGCCGGCGAGGUGACUUACUGCGUCGUGGGUUUCAUUGACAAGAACAAUGACCUGCUGUACAGGCACAUUAAAGAGGUGAUGCGGCAGUCGAAGAACUCUAUAAUGCAGCAGUGUUUCACUUCUGAUGAGGUGGACAGUAGGAGAAGACCUGAGACGGUGGCGACUCAGUUUAAGAACAGUCUCCAGGGUCUAACUGAGAUCCUGAUGGCUAAACAGGCCUGGUACGUUCGCUGCCUGAAAUCCAACGACAACAAGCAGUCAGGAAGGUUUGAUGAUGUGCUGGUGAGGCACCAGGUGAAGUAUUUGGGUCUGAUGGAGCAUCUGAGAGUCAGGAGAGCCGGUUUUGCAUAUCGGAAAAGAUAUGAGGAAUUUCUGAAGAGGUAUAAACCUCUGUGUCCUGAUACCUGGCCACACUGGAGAGGAGUUCCUGCUGAGGGAGUGGAGAGACUGGUGCAGCACCUGGGAUACCAGCCUGAUGAGUACAAGAUGGGCCGGACUAAAAUCUUCAUCCGCUAUGCCAGGACACUAUUCGCCACUGAGGACGCCUAUGAGAUAUGUAAACAUGAGCUGGUUGCAAAGAUUCAAGCCAAGUACAAGGGUUACCGAACUAGAGGAGAGUUCAAAAAACAGAAAGAAGCAGCUACUAAAAUUGAAACAUGCUGGAGAGGAGUACAGGCUCGGAAAGAGAGAGAGAAACGAGCCUGGGCUGUCAAAGUCAUCAAAAAAUUUAUUAAGGCUUAUUUGACACGUGGUGAAGCAAAAACCACAGAUAACUCGGAGUACCUGGCGUUUGUCAGACAGAGCUACCUCAAAAGGCUGAAAGAUAAUCUACCAAAAAGUGUUUUGGAUAAAACCACAUGGCUCACACCCCCACCUGUAAUGAGAGAGGCGUCAGAGAUGCUGCGGCGGCUGCACACGCGCUGGUUAGUGAGGAAAUACGUGCGAGGGAUCACACCUCAGAGAAAAGCCCAGCUGCAGCUGAAGGUGGUCACCAGCGACAUCUUUAAAGGGAAGAAGGAAAACUACCCUCAGAGUGUUGCUGUGCCUUUUGUGGACACCAGGAUCGGUGAACAGGACAUUAACGAGCGUGUCCUGCAGACAGUGAAACAGGAACGAAUCAAGUACAGUGUUCCUGUGGUGAAAUAUGACCGGAACGGGUUCAAGCCUCGACCCAGGCAGUUCAUUCUCACCCAGGUUGCACUUUAUGUAGCAGAAGAAGCCAAGCUCAAACAGAGAGUCGAGUACGUCUCACUCAAAGGUGUUUCUGUCAGUAACCUGGGAGACACUUUCAUGAUCCUCCACGUGGUCUGUGAUGGCCCUAAACAAAAGGGAGAUCUCAUACUUCAGUGUGAUCACCUCUAUGAAGUUCUGACCAAACUGAGCAUUCUGGCAAAAAAGCAGAACGCCAUCAAUGUGCUUCAGGCAAGUAUUAAGUUUGAGAUCAGUGGAGGUAAGGAGAACUUUGUGGACUUCACCACUGGACAGGAAGCUACAGUGUACAAGGACAAAACUGGACAUCUGAUGGUGGUCACCCCAAGGCUGAGAUCACGAUGAUGUGAGUAAUGAGGAAGAUCAGCUUCUACUGUCCCACAUUAACAUCUAGUUCAGCUCUGGAAGGAAAAAAAACUAUUGUUCAGGUCUCUUUAACUGAUUAUAACUCAGAGAACUUCUCUUAAUUAACAUCUGUUACUGGCUUACAGAUGUUUCCU